UUUUGGUAAUUUCCUGUCGUCAACUCGUCACUUCCUGCGCGACAAAGAGGACGUUGCCUGAGUUGAGCACGGCGAGUGGAAAUGCCGAAAUUUUACUGUGAUUAUUGUGAUACAUACUUGACACAUGACUCGCCAUCGGUGAGAAAGACGCACUGCAGUGGGAGAAAACACAAAGAGAAUGUGAAAGAUUACUACCAGAAAUGGAUGGAGGAGCAGGCACAGAGCCUUAUUGACAAAACAACUGCUGCAUUCCAGCAAGGAAAGAUCCCACCAACUCCUUUCCCAGGAGCACCUCCUCCUUCAGGAGCCAUGAUACCACCACCCCCCACUAUGAAUGGCCCUCCCCGUCCUGGAAUGAUGCCAGCUCCACCAAUGGGUGGCCCUCCAAUGAUGCCCAUGAUGGGACCCCCACCGCCUGGAAUGAUGCAUGUUGGACCAGCUCCAGGAAUGCGUCCACCCAUGGGUGGUCCAAUGCCAAUGAUGCCAGGGCCUCCAAUGAUGCGGCCGCCUUCCAGACCUAUGAUGGUUCCUACCCGGCCUGGUAUGGCACGACCAGACAGAUAACCACCUGAUGAAGCUCAACAGUCUGACACUUCCUAGCUGCCCCCUCAUGUUCCUACCCUAGUUUACUGGUACCAUUUCAUAACAAGUAUAACUGUCCAGAGUUUUAAGUGCUUUGUUAUCAUACUUGUGAUGUGAAGUGUGUACCAUAUGGUUUAACAAAACCCUGGUGGUGGGAUGAGGGGAGAGGUUGGGUGCACUGGUAUAUUGCAUCAAGCCUGAUUUCAGGUUUUUAUUUUGCUUUUGUUACUUUUUUUUUAAUAAAGCAAGUUUUCCACACAA
Molecule: messenger RNA, 843 nt
Organism: Polypterus senegalus (gray bichir)
Lineage: Eukaryota; Metazoa; Chordata; Cladistia; Polypteriformes; Polypteridae
Gene: snrpc
Product: small nuclear ribonucleoprotein polypeptide C
Exons: 6
Coding region: 82-564 (160 amino acids)
Biological process (GO): mRNA splicing, via spliceosome; mRNA 5'-splice site recognition; spliceosomal snRNP assembly
Cellular component (GO): nucleus; U1 snRNP
Molecular function (GO): zinc ion binding; pre-mRNA 5'-splice site binding
Source: RefSeq, a predicted model, not a curated record